GACGAGCUCUGGUAGGCCCUCACGCGAUACAUACACCUUCAAUAUCCCUUCGAGAACCCUCCGAAGACAACUACAACCAUGUCGCUCUCCUCCAGAUAUGCGGCGCAAUGCUGCGCCCGCCAAAUUCGAUCCGCAACCUCCCUCCGAACCACGGGUGCGCUCGCCCAGCAGAGGAUAGCAAGGCGAUACCAGUCGACCGAGGCUGCCGCCGCACCUACAAAUCCCAAGAUUGCCGGCAUUGUGGAGCAAAUCAGCCAAUUGACGCUGCUGGAGACUGCGGACCUGGUGUCAAGCCUCAAGUCCCGACUGAACAUCCCAGACAUGCCCAUCGGUGGGUUCGCUGCCGCUGCAGCCCCGGCGGCAGCACCAGCAGCUGCGGCAGAAGCUGAGGAGGACGCCCCCGCUGCGGCACAGGAGAAGACCCUCUUCAGCGUGAAGCUGAUGUCAUUCGAGACGAGCGCGAAGCCGAAGGUCAUCAAGGAAAUCAAGAGCUUGCUAGGUCUGAGUCUGGUGGACUCUAAGAAAUUUGUAGAGAGCGCGCCCAAGAUGAUGAAGGAUUCGGUACCGAAAGAUGAGGCUGAGAAGAUCGUGGCGACCCUGAAGGAGCUUGGCGCUGUCGUCCAGAUGGAGUAGAUGUGCGGAAGGGGUUGCAGAAGGACUGGGCAGAUAUCCACGUGGAUUUCGGGGCAAUAUGGACCGCAUCUCGGGCAUUUGCAUGUACAAAGGCACGUGUAAUAGUAUACAGGAUUAGCCGGACGGUAAUGUCACCAG
Molecule: messenger RNA, 771 nt
Organism: Cryphonectria parasitica EP155
Lineage: Eukaryota; Fungi; Ascomycota; Sordariomycetes; Diaporthales; Cryphonectriaceae
Product: 50S ribosomal protein L12
Exons: 2
Coding region: 79-633 (184 amino acids)
Biological process (GO): translation
Cellular component (GO): ribosome
Molecular function (GO): structural constituent of ribosome
Source: RefSeq, a predicted model, not a curated record